AUGGACGAGGGCGGGUUGCUGAUGAAGGACAUCCAGCCAAGGGACAUGUCCGCCAAGAGGUUGCCGAAGGAUGAGGUGGAACUGAUACCAGCUGCGGAGGAAAUCGACGGCAUCCUUCUCGAUCAGAAGCUCCACAGGAUGGACGAGGGCGGUUUGCUGAUGAAGGAGUUGAAACCGAGGGAUAUGUCCAUGAAGAGGCUGUUGAAAAGUGAUAUGGAAGUGAUACCAGCUGUGGAAGAAACCGAAGAAACCGACUGUGAUAUAGAACCUAUAGAACCAUUAGAUUAUAAGAUGCCAUCCCCAGCUGGUUCCUUGAGGAAGACUUCUAGGAUACAUCAUACAGACUACCCGAAUUACAGCUUUAACUCCAUACCAUCGCAUCACAGCAGUCCGAGUUUCAGGAGGAACAAUAGCGUGCGAUCGCUGAAGAACUACCAACAUUUGAUUGGGGAUUUCUACCAGAAACCGCCGAGUUCUGAGUCCGGGAUCGUUUCGAAAUCUUCUGAUGCUGCUUCUUUGCGAUCCUGGUCGUCUGUGUGUAUGGGCUCGACUGAUGGUAAGAAGAUGAUUGUUAGAAGAGUACCCACGUCUCCAGUCGAAUUGUUCAAUAUCGUUAAUCCUCCAACGCCACCUGAAACUACUUGUAUGGUAGAAAAUGACAGCGAUGCCGAUAGCAUCGAUGAUGAAGAUAAUAGCGAUUAUGCGAAACCAAGGCGUCAGCAAUGGUCCAAUCAACUCCAGUUUGUACUCGCCUGUGUAGGGUACAGUGUAGGUCUUGGUUCAAUUUGGCGAUUCCCUUAUUUGUGCUACAAAAGCGGAGGAGCUGUAUUCUUGAUACCUUAUGCCAUUAUCAUGGUGUUUAUUGGAGGGCCGAUGCUCUAUAUGGAGUUAGCAGUUGGUCAGUUCACAGGAAGAGGACCUAUUGGAGCGUUAGGACACCUUUGCCCGUUGUUUAAAGGUACAGGAAUAGGAAGUGUGGUAAUAUCCUUCCUCCUCUCAACGUACUACAGUGUUAUCAUAGCGUACGCGAUCUUCUACUUUUUCACAUCGUUUAGAGUGAAGCAGCCUUGGGAGUUUUGCAAUCACAGAUGGAACACCGAAUAUUGCUGGGAUCGACAAAAGUUCCGAAUGAACAUGUCCAAGCCUCAAUUCACUCAUUCACCGGCGGAAGAGUUUUACGACACGAAGGUGUUGCAAAUAAGUACAGGCAUUUCGGACGUUCACACGCUGAGAUGGGAGCUGGUCGCUUGUCUAUUUUGCGCUUGGAUCCUCAUUUACUUCGCCAUAUGGAAGAGCAUAAAAUCGUCAGCGAAAGUUCGGUACUUCACGGCUACAUUCCCCUUCGUCAUCAUCGUUAUCCUAAUGAUCAAAUCGUUGACUUUGGAAGGAGCUGACGAGGGAAUGAGGUAUUUCUUCAAGCCCAAAUUCGAGUUGCUCCUCGAAGCGGAGGUUUGGGUCAAUGCAGCUAGUCAAACGUUCAACUCGAUGGGUUGCGCUUUCGGAUCUAUGAUCUGCUUCGCGAGUUACAACAAAUACAAUAACAGCAUUUUACCUGAGACCAUAGCAGUGUGGGUGGUAAAUAGCAUCACCAGCCUUGUCGUGGGAAUAUUCGCCUUUGCAACAAUAGGAAAUAUAGCAGCUGAACAAGGAACAUCGAUUGAAGAUGUCAUUGAUGACGGUCCAGGUUUGAUAUUUGUCGUCUAUCCUCAGGCAAUAGGAAAAAUGCCGGCUGCCCAACUGUGGGCCGUCUUCUUCUUCUUCAUGCUGAUAUGCCUUGCCUUGAACAGCCAAUUUGCAAUCGUCGAAGUCGUGGUCACAUCGCUCCAAGACGGAUUUCCCGGUUGGAUAAAGAGGAAUCUGGUGUGCCACGAAUUUUUGGUGUUGAUCAUCUGCGUGGUGUCCUUUAUAUGCGGCUUGCCCAACGUCACGCAGGGAGGAGGUAUUUACUUUUUCCAAUUGAUUGACCACUAUGCGGCGUCUAUCUCCAUAAUGUACCUAGCGUUUUUCGAAGUGAUAGCGAUCGCUUGGUUUUACGGAGCUUGGAAGUUGUGCAAAAACGUAAAGACUAUGACCGGAAGGCAUCCAGGAUACUUCAUUAAAUUCUGCUGGUUGGUAAUUACACCAUUAAUGCUUUUUGCGCUGUGGGUUCUCCUGAUUAUUGCUUACAAGCCGCCUACGUACAAUAAUAAGCAAUAUAAUUAUCCAACUUGGGCCAGAGUUGUGGGCUGGAUUAUCGCUUCUAUUUCCAUACUUUGUAUACCUAUAACUAUGGUUAUUGUGUUCCUACGAGCUCCAGGAGAUAGUUACGUCGAGAAAUUCAAGAAUAGCAUAAAAUCAGAUCUAAUGGAAAAGUGCCCGAAAUGUAGCGAAUUAGACUGUGAUUGCAUUAUAGGACACGACGAUGGUGAAUCGAUACUUGUAGUGAAACCUACCGCAGAUAUUCAUAACAUUCUUAAGGACAAAAAGGAGUCAGCGCCAUUUUUCCCCGUGAACAAUUCCACUUCGCCUGAAUUUAAAGAUGUCGAUGACGUUAAACUCAGUGAAACGCUAAGUGAAUACGACAAUAUAACAAAUUUGGAGAAUACGAAAAUCGAUCAAAAUCUGUCGUAG
Molecule: messenger RNA, 2610 nt
Organism: Phyllotreta striolata
Lineage: Eukaryota; Metazoa; Arthropoda; Insecta; Coleoptera; Chrysomelidae
Source: the annotation of a GenBank genome assembly